Brassica rapa (field mustard) is the source of this 611-nucleotide messenger RNA. RefSeq lists its product as uncharacterized. NCBI's taxonomy places the organism in Eukaryota, Viridiplantae, Streptophyta, Magnoliopsida, Brassicales, Brassicaceae. Gene Ontology annotation, cellular component: membrane; photosystem II. The record is from RefSeq and is a predicted model, not a curated record. Gene Ontology annotation, biological process: photosynthesis.
UUUCUUCUCAUAGACCAAACUCACAUUGCCAAACAAACUCGAAAAGAAAGAAGAGGAGAGAAAAAGAGAUGGCUUCUACCUCCGCCGUGUCAUUGUUCAUGCCACUCACCCAAAACCGAUCGCCGUCGUCGACAAAAACUGUAGCCUUACGCAAGCCACUAUUGCCUUUGAAGCCAUCUAAGGCGUCAUCCUCCUCCUUAGCCAUGCCUUCACGGAGGUUUCAAGUGAAUGCAUCUAACCUGAAGAUGGAGAAGGCUGUGAGCGGCUUAGCAGCAGCAGCUCUCACCGUUUCAAUGGUGAUCCCUGAGGUGGCUGAAGCCGCAGGCUCAGGAAUCUCUCCCUCUCUCAAGAACUUCUUGCUUAGCAUUGCCUCGGGAGGAUUGGUGCUCACGGUCAUUAUCGGUGUGGUUGUUGGUGUCUCCAACUUUGAUCCUGUUAAGAGAGGCUAAGGACGAGAGAUAUCUGUCUGUCAUUAUAGUAUGGUAAUAAUUUGUCAAUUCAUGUAAUAAUGAACUCUUGCAUUCUUCUUUUUCAAAAAAAAAAAAAACUCUUGCAUUCUUCUUCUAUCUUAUAUUGACAAUUCCCCAUUGGUCUCAAGAAUAUAUUUUUUA